UGUGUUCCAGCCAUAGUUCAGUGAAUUUGUCUUUUUUGUUUAUAGAUAUCAUUAUGUAAAACUCACUUACAAUUUAGACUACUCGAAAACGAAACUAUCACUUAUAAACAUUAAGUGGAGUUAUUGUCGGGUUUUUAUUAAACAAAAACACGCAAUUCAGAAGCUCAUUUAAAAAUAUAUCGCAAGUAGCAUGGAUGAAAGAAUAACAAUUCUCUAUGUGACACAUGUUAAAAAGAGAUCGUGUAUUUUAUUUGUUAGACCAUAACUAAGUUGCAUUCUUUUAUCGAAGUCAGUUUUUUUGGAAAGUAUGGACUUUGGAUUCCCCAAACCAGAAAAAUAUACAAAACGAAUAAUUGAAAAAUUGGGUUUUCAAAGCAUUCUGUACCAGGAUGUUCUUGCUUAUCAGAGUAGAUACAAGAAAGUCAUUCCACCUUUGUUCAACGAAAGACGCAAGACGAGCCACAAGAGUUUUAGGAGUAGACUUGACCUUAGCGGGCUAGCCAAGGAGCUGUCGGCGGAAGCGAAGAACGCCGAGUUUACAUCCUAUGAAUACCACAGUGUUUCAUCGAGAGAGCAAGAUGGCACGGCGGAUUUCGUCCUCGACUGUUCCAGCUUCACCCAUCCGUUUAAGCAGGAAAUAACGGAAGACGACAUCGAAGAACGAAACUUCGACGAGGUCAGAACUGUGGAGUUUUUCGAUGAAGGCGAAGACGAUGGGUCACAGUGCAAACAAGAAUAUUUAGACCCACCUGUCGAAGAUGCUGUUGAAACUGUCCAUUCUUACAGCGACUAUCAACUGACAAACCAGUGCACUUCCGAAGAUUACAGAAACGGGAUUGUUUACAACGAAUCUCUUGAAGACAGCAUUAGUAAUAAUGACGAGACCUUGGAGUCAAAAAGGGAAGAAGACUUGUUAAGGCAGAUAUGCAUUGAAGAAGAGAAUAAAAACGCUUUCUUGGAAGGAUUUUCAAGCAAUUUGUGCAAGAAGGAUCCCUUUUCUGCCCAAGGCGACAGCUCAUAUGGCAUGCUCGACCAUAACCAGUCAGUGGAUAUAAUAAAUGCGGCUAAAAAUUUGUAUUCUAAACGAACAAGAACCCUAAUGCACUGGAUCAACCCGAAAAUCCCAAAGGCGCGUCUGAAAAUGAGCAUGAUGAACGCGUGGGAUCAACUUCCUGAAUGGCAAAAACGAAUCUAUAUAUCUCAGGUGCUGGGAAAAUUCUCGACGAACACUGUUAUGCCCAUUGUAAACCCUGAAUUGCUGUCAAUCCACAAGAUUUCCAAUAACCUCGACAAUCCCAAUGAAGAACCGUUUGGGGUGAGAGCAAUGAGGGCGAUUUCGAAGAGAAGAAAACCGCAAGAAUUCGAAGAGUUUGUACCAAAAAGGAACAAAUUAACAGAAGUGAAAGUGACACCGCAAGAAACAAUACAGGAAACUCCUGCUGACGUCAUUAUUGAAACGGAAAAAGAGGCGGAAAUACCAGUGAUCGAGGAGGAAAAACAAUCCAGUGUCGUCAUAAAGAUAGAGGUCGAAGAUCCGGUUGGUGACAAUUCGUUUUCCUCCUCUUCCGAACCCAGGCAAGGGAUUAGCUACUGGGGCAACCAGACCUCCGAAGAGUACCACAGCGAUCUGUUCAGAGACGUAAGGCUCAACUGAGCUUCGUCUGGCCAAUUAAGACAAUUUACUUGAAUUGGCACGUAAUUAGUACGUGUACUUCUAGACCCAUUAAUUUUCUCACCAAAGAGUGCAACAUCGUUGACAUAUUUUUGGGUUGGAACUAAUAAUAUACCUGUUAUACACUUUUUA
Messenger RNA from Cimex lectularius (bed bug), 1804 nucleotides. RefSeq lists its product as uncharacterized. The transcript is spliced from 8 exons. Bases 308 to 1654 code for a protein of 448 amino acids. The record is from RefSeq and is a predicted model, not a curated record. NCBI's taxonomy places the organism in Eukaryota, Metazoa, Arthropoda, Insecta, Hemiptera, Cimicidae.